Messenger RNA from Schizophyllum commune H4-8, 951 nucleotides. RefSeq names its product RdRP-domain-containing protein. Bases 1 to 951 code for a protein of 316 amino acids. Gene Ontology annotation, biological process: siRNA processing. Lineage: Eukaryota; Fungi; Basidiomycota; Agaricomycetes; Agaricales; Schizophyllaceae. The record is from RefSeq and is a predicted model, not a curated record. The transcript is spliced from 3 exons. Gene Ontology annotation, cellular component: nuclear RNA-directed RNA polymerase complex. Gene Ontology annotation, molecular function: RNA-directed RNA polymerase activity.
AUGGACGACGUCUCUGAUUUUGUGGUGGACUACAUAAAUAACGAUGUCCUUGGCGUGGUGGCCAUUACAUGGCUCAUCAUCGCUGAUCAGAGUUCCGAGUCGAUAUUCGACAAGGACUGCUUGAAGCUGUCACAAUUGCAUAGCGAUGCUGUCGAUUUCCCGAAGUCUGGGCAGCCCGUCGAACUCAGGAGCAUCCCACGGUUGAAAAGACCGGACAAGAAGAGGGCCAGUCCGCUAAAAUUCCUUUCUCUACCCGAUUGGAACGCGCCGGAAGUUGUUACCGCCAGGUCAUCGGGAUACUACGAGAGCCAGCGCGCUAUUGGUCGCCUGCACCGUGCAAUCACCCUUCCGGCCCUCAAAGACGCGCCUAAAUUUACUCGCUCUCGGCGCGACCGCCGUCGAGGGCGACGGCCAAAUGAGGCAAGCGUCGUCGACUGGUCUGCAGGCUUACAUGACAAGGAUCACGACGAUCCCGUCGUUCAUGGACUCAGCGCCUUGGUCCCCGAAGACUACGACGAGAUAACCGUCGAACAGAAGGAGACGACGGAGCAGCUCUUUCAGCAGUUCGCGAACGAGUUGCGCGGCAUAUGCUCUGCGAACGCACUCUCGCAGUCGCGCGCCGCGAUGCUGACGGAGGAAGAAGCCGUCGUGGGCACGAUCGUGCAGCAGACGUCCCAGCCGCGAAAGCGGAAGGACCACAUGACGAGGCUGCGAGACCAGACCGAUAUCCUGGUGAAGGCCAUACGGGACAAGCUUGAGGGGGACGAUGGGAACAGCCCGGAGGAUAUGCUGCGCAGGGCCUGGCAUGCAUGGUUGUUCGCGUAUCGGAAGCAGAACGUGGCAAUCUUCGGGGCGCAUAGCUUUGGAUGGGUGGCGUUAGGAGUUAUAUUUGAGGCGCUCAAAGAGAUGGCCGAGGAAAAGGGGACGCACGCUGAAGCACACACCGUAUAG